Theobroma cacao (cacao) is the source of this 1572-nucleotide messenger RNA. RefSeq names its product protein LYK5-like. Lineage: Eukaryota; Viridiplantae; Streptophyta; Magnoliopsida; Malvales; Malvaceae. Gene Ontology annotation, molecular function: protein kinase activity; ATP binding. The record is from RefSeq and is a predicted model, not a curated record. Gene Ontology annotation, biological process: protein phosphorylation.
AUGACUGACGCUGAUUCUAGCAAUCUAAAGCUAGGAAGAGAGAUCAUCAUACCUGUUCAAUGCUCCUGCGCUCUUACGUUCUCUGAAGCUAUUUUCAUGUACCAUUUUUCAAGCACAGAUUCUUUUGCUUCAGUUGCUUGUGGAGUUUUCCAAGGGCUGUUGAAAGCGCAAAGUCUCAAAGAGGAUAAUCCUGACGUUAAACGUAAUGAUCCUGGUGACUUUAUGAUCAAGGUACCCAUUCGAUGUGCUUGUACCAAUGCAAAUCAAAGAAGAAAUGGGUUUAAAUAUCUUGUAACAUAUCCUGUGAUAAAGAAUGACAAUACAGAUUUAAUUGCUCGCAAAUUUGGAGUACCUGAAGAAACGAUCUGGGAUGCCAAUAAGUUGGGACCAUUUUCAACCAUUUUCCCUCAAACAACACUAUUUAUUCCCACAAAGGAUGUUCCAGUAGUGAAAUGGGAUGUUCCUGAAGAUUUACCCUCUAGUCCUAGAGUAGCGACUCCCAUUGUGAAAAUCCAACCAAGUAAGAAAUCAAAGCACUUGAUUUCAUAUAUAUUUCUUGGACUUGGUCUUCUAGUAGUGAUUAUUCUGCUGAUUGCAGCUAUCUUUGCUUUUAGAAGCAUUAGGAAAAGGAGUCAUCCUACGAGUUUUCAGCUUUUAUCUGCUAGAAGUUCAGUGUCAUCAAAUGUCUCACCUGAUUUUCUUGAUAGAAUGUCCAAGUUAAAGCCGUCACUAACAAAUUUUACGUUGGAGGAGCUUAGGAAUGCAACAGAGGAUUUUAAUGAGGGAUCUAUGACUGGUAAAGCUGUGUAUAAGGGGCAAAUUGGUGGUUCCUAUGUGGCAAUUGAACAGAUGAACACUGAGGAAGCGGCUCGCCAUGUCAUUUACAUAUUGACAAAGAUUAGUCAUUUGAACAUAGUGAAGCUUGAAGGAUGCUGCUAUGGCACUAAUCCUUAUCUCGUGUUCGAGUUUGCAGAAUAUGGUAGCUUGAGGGACUGCUUGUCUAAUGCAAAUGUUGCGAGGCAGCUUACAUGGGCAAAAAGAACUCAGAUUGCUUUUGAUCUUGCAGUGGGCCUCCAUUACAUACAUUACUGCACAAAGCCAUCUUUUAUCCAUCAUAACAUACACAGUAGAAACGUGCUUAUAACCACGGAUUGCAGGGCAAAAAUUACUGGAUUUACAUUGGCAAAACCAGUGAAUUCCAGUGAAGAAAAUGGAGAAAUUAGCUGGAAUGAAUCUGUAAUUGUGGGUAGAAAGGGGUACCUGGCACCUGAAUACCUUACUUACGGUCUGGCUUCCCUCAAGUUGGAUGUAUUUGCAUUUGGAGUUGUUUUGCUUGAAUUGUUAUCCGCUAAGGAGGCUGCUGCAGAUGGAUUAUUUUUGAAGAAUCCCGUAAUUUCUUUUGAAGACGCAGGGCAUGAAUGUUCUUUAGGGUACUUGGAAAAGUUGAAGGAAUUCAUGGAUCCCGUUCUGGAGGGGAAGUAUCCAUUGGUUGAUGCCAUGUGUUUGGCAUUCUUGGCCAAGGCUUGUGUUGAGCAGGAUCCUCAUCACAGACCCACCAUGGAUAAGUUAUAA